Beta vulgaris subsp. vulgaris (sugar beet) is the source of this 2115-nucleotide messenger RNA. Its product is annotated as cucumisin. Gene Ontology annotation, molecular function: serine-type endopeptidase activity. The record is from RefSeq and is a predicted model, not a curated record. Gene Ontology annotation, biological process: proteolysis. The transcript has 10 exons. Lineage: Eukaryota; Viridiplantae; Streptophyta; Magnoliopsida; Caryophyllales; Amaranthaceae.
AUUAUAUAUAUGGGUGAUCGAGUAAAUUCUGAUGUCUCUGCUAAAGACCUCUAUAUAGACAUGUUAAGCGACGUUCUUGAAAGUGAUCCACCUCACGACCCUUCAGAGUAUCUACUUUAUACUUACGAGAGCUUCCAAGGAUGUGUCGCAAAACUAACCAAAAAGGAAGCAAAGAUAAUAUCCGGUAAGAAUGGUGUUGUUUCCGUAUUUCCCAAUGAUAAAAAGUACGGUCGUACAACAAGGUCCUGGGAUUUCAUGGGUUUCUCGCUAGAUGUUGAGAGAAGCCAGAUGGAGAGCAAUGUCACUAUUGGAGUUAUUGAUUAUGGAAUUUGGCCUGAAUCCGAGAGUUUUCGAGAUGAUGGAUUCGGUCCACCACCCACCAAAUGGAAAGGCCAAUGUCAAACUUCACAUGAUGACGACUUCACUUGCAAUAACAAGAUAAUUGGUGCGCGAUACUUUCGAGCAGAUGGAGAGUUUACCGAGGAUGAUAUAGCAUCACCCAGAGACACAGAUGGUCAUGGAACACAUUGUGCCUCCGUAGCCGCUGGAGGAGUGGUGAAUAUGGCGAGCUUCCUAGGCCUAGGCCUAGGAACUGCGCGAGGGGGUGUACCAUCAUCUAGAAUCGCAGUGUACAAGCCGUGUUGGUCCGAUGGUUGCUAUUUAGCCGAUAUCUUGGCAGCAUUUGAUGCAGCCAUAUCAGAUGGAGUGGAUAUCAUAUCAGUUUCACUUGGAGGUGAUGUAUCAUCACCAUAUUUUGAGGAUCCAGUUGCUAUAGGAGCUUUUCAUGCAAUGCAAAAAGGAAUAUUAACUUCUAGUUCCGCUGGAAAUCGUGGUCCAAGCCUCAACACUCUCGACAACUUUGCACCGUGGCUACUCUCGGUAGGAGCGCAUACAAUAGAUAGAAAGAUUAUCACCAAGGUGCAACUUGGUAAUGGCAUGGUUUUUGAGGGCGUUUCACUGAAUACAUUUGAUCUUGAAAAUAAGACUUUUCCCCUUAUUUAUGGAGGAGAUGCGCCUGAUGCAUCCUCAAAUUCGUCAAGUUCUCGGUUUUGUUUGUCUGACUCGUUAGAUAAAACAUUGGUGAAAGGCAAGAUUGUAUUAUGUGACAAUUGGGUUGAUGGAGAGGAGCCCUUCCUUGCUGGUGCAGCUGGAGUGAUAAUGCAGGAUGUCUACCCCCACGAUGUUGCAGAUAAUUUCCCUUUACCAGCAUCUUAUCUUCGUGUUGAUGAUGCAACUCGCGUUCUUUCCUACACUCGAAACUUAUCAAGUACCCCAUAUGGAACUAUACAAAAAAGUGUUCAAGUGAAGGAUACAUCAGGCCCUUUUGUAGCCUCAUUUUCAUCAAGGGGUCCUAAUCCAUUCUCUCCCGGAAUCCUUAAACCAGAUGUGACUGCACCUGGAGUACACGUCUUGGCGGCACAUUCACCGGUUGCAUCUCUUACUGGAAUUGUAGGCGAUAAACGGUCUGUCCCAUUUUUUAUGCUGUCAGGUACUUCCAUGGCCUGCCCACACGCUACUGCGAUAGCGGCUUAUGUUAAAUUCUCCAUAUGGAAAGAAAGUGCAACUAAAUAGUAAAUACUUAUGUCAAACACCCUACCAAUGAGCAGUGCUACAAAUGAAGAAGCUGAAUUAGCAUAUGGUUCAGGCCAUAUCAAUCCAUUGAAGGCUGUAGACCCUGGACUUGUAUACGAUGCUGAAGUGGAUGAUUACGUGAAUUUCUUGUGUAGUCAAGGCUUCAACGAUACUACAAUUAGACUUAUCACAAGAGAAAGGAGCAGUUGCAAAGAAAGUAACACAAAUUGGGAUCUUAAUUACCCGUCAAUCGCGCUCCCUACAAGCAUAGGCCCCUUUGAUACUGUGUUUACUAGGACAGUCACAAAUGUUGGUUCACCAUAUUCUACUUACAAGGCUAUAGUAACUACACCACAAGGGCAGGCAAUUGCUAUCAAAGUGCAACCAUCUGUUUUGUCAUUCAACUCUGUUGGACAGAAAUUGUCAUUCACUGUGAGAGUUUAUGGGACUAUUGGUAUGAGAGCUUUAAUGUCAGCUUCUUUGGUGUGGGAUGAUGGUCAACAUCAAGUUCGAAGCCCUAUUGUUGUGUUUAAUUUGUCUUAG